This is a messenger RNA of Tachysurus fulvidraco (yellow catfish), 2027 nucleotides long. RefSeq lists its product as uncharacterized. The record is from RefSeq and is a predicted model, not a curated record. Bases 242 to 1834 code for a protein of 530 amino acids. NCBI's taxonomy places the organism in Eukaryota, Metazoa, Chordata, Actinopteri, Siluriformes, Bagridae. The transcript is spliced from 7 exons.
CUCCUCCUCCUCCUCCUGUUGUACCGGCAUGUCCUCCGCCUGUGGGAUGGAGUUACUCUUGCAUUUACUUUCAGACUGGAUGCUGCUGCUGCUGCUCCAAUCCACUUGGAUGUCCUUCUUCUUAAAGGAGAGUUGUAUUUUUCCCACUUGAUCUCGUAUCUGUUUUGGCAACCUUUAAACCGUUGAUCCAUAUUUUAAUCUAAAGAACGGAGGUGAUUAUUCCCUUUGGCCGGAGGAAAACAUGAAGUUCCUGGACACUGCGCGCGUUUCGAUCCUGCUGUUGGUGCUGCUGUGGGGCAAUGAGCGCGGUGCGCAGGGGAAAGCGGCUCGGCUGGAGCGCUGGGUUAGAGCCGGACUGCAGUACCUCAAGCUGCACCUGUGCCGCAGGGUUGCGUUACCGGAGAGCGAGUGCCGCAAGCUCGCUCAUCUCCAUCCCAGCGGAAUAGCGGUGUAUACUUCAGAGUCCGGAGCUGGUAAAGUGCUCGCCAUCCUGCCCGACUCGCAUCCCGCUUUAAAAGCGAGUCACAACGCGGGUGUCCUUGCGGCUGAGCGCGGGCUGGAGAGGGAGCGCUUCACCGACGUGAGCGCGCAUGACGCCGUGCUCGUGCUGGACCCGAGUCCCGGAGAGAGCUUCGGUCAUCCUGUGCUGCUCUUCUACUUGGACUUUAACGUGGCCAAGAAAAAGUGUGUCCACAUGGAAGGGAUUUAUUUAGGAGAAGAGUGUAUGACAUUGGCCCUGAAGACUCGCUGUCAAAACCAGCUGAAGCGGAGAAGGAGCCGCAGCGACCGUACUAUGGACCGCACACAGAUUCGGAAGGGUUCGGUGUCCCGAGCAAGCCAUGCAGAGCGUAGCAGUGGCCUCUGUGAGAUCCACUUCCUGCCCCGAGUGGUGGGAGUGAGGGACAGCAACCAAACACAGCGCCUCCGCUGUGUGGAUCAUCCAGAGUUUGCGAGAUGCCCACAGCCUUUGCCCCUCACUAGUCCAAGCAUGCCCAUUUCUAGUUGUGAGUUCAAUAAGAAUACCCGUCGAUGCCACCAGCAGCCUCUCGCCACACAUCACUCCUGUCGCCUCUACCAGACCUGUGACCAUGCAGUACUGCUCUCAGGUGGAUGGCAGGAACAGAUCACAUAUCAGCACCAUGAGCAGAAUCUGCUGCUCUUCUACCAGAUGCUAAGAGACAAUGGGUUUCAUAAGGAUCACAUUAAAACAUUCUUUGCUGGAAAUGGACAGGUAGCAGAUAAAGAGGCAGAAGGAAUGUAUCCAGCCACAGAAAAGGAGUUAAUCAGGAACCACAUCUCCUACAUCUGUCGGAAGCAGCACUGUGCAGACACAUUCGUCCUGUAUCUGAACAGCCCGACCCGCAACGACGGAACCAUGCUGCUAUGGGACCGCAACAACAAUGGCAUUGCAGAUCUAAAGGAGCGCUAUGCUGUAGGUGAGCUGCUGGCUGACCUUGCAGGCUGCAGGGCAAGUCGAGUGCUGCUCUUUGUGGAGCAGAGCUACACCGGAGUUCUCACUAAGAGACUAAAGGGCUCUCUUAAACACCUUAAUGUGGUGCUGCUCAACAAUCUGCCCUGGAUGAACACAGCUCAGUACUGGGUGUCUCUGCACCCAUCCCACUGCCUCAUCGACCAUCUCAGUAAGAAUGCUGUAAUGCCCCAUGUGGGUGAUGGGAUCAGCCUGCUCAACGUAACUCUGUCUGGAGCUCCCUGUAACUCCACACCACCUCUUUCAGAGGCUGAGAUGAGGAAGGAGUACAUGGGCUGUCAGAACCUUCCUACAGCAUUGUGGCACCAGGGUCGCCGAAAGUCCCACAACAUCGAGAGAAACUGAGAGACAACGCCUAUUCUUCCAGUGCAGCCUCAUCACCUUCACUACCAGCAUCUAAUUUCAUAUAGAGAAUGCUAGAGAUGUCUUUUUGGUCAUCUUAAUUCUUUACUACAGUGUUUGAUCUUCGGUUGUAACACUAGAUUCAGGCAGCUGUCUUAGGAUGCUGUUAGAUGACAAUAAAAAUGUGUAUAAAUUA